Molecule: messenger RNA, 951 nt
Organism: Eruca vesicaria subsp. sativa (arugula)
Lineage: Eukaryota; Viridiplantae; Streptophyta; Magnoliopsida; Brassicales; Brassicaceae
Source: the annotation of a GenBank genome assembly
AUGGUUCUUGGAAAUCUACUCAUCUUCGCCAAUCGGAGAUUGAUCAUGUUCGACUUCGUCAGUCACCUAAUCGUCAACAAGUUUCCGGAGAUUCCUGGCGGCGAAAAACGGAGCUACCCCAGCACUGGCUCCUCCCUCUCUUUUGAUUCUGCUUCUGCUUCCAAGGACAAAAAAUCAGCAAACAUUGUGCUGUCUGAUGAAUAUGAAUCUCAGAUUCCACUCUUCUUUAUUCAAGUGAUUUGUCCCCACAUUGCUCUAUUUGAUACCGUACUGGUGUGGAGAUGUGGUCCCUUCAUGGUUGGUGAUUGGUUGAAAUGGGCUUUGGUAAGUGUUAUUCAGUUUGUUAUUGGCAAGCGUUUCUAUGUUGCCGCAUGGAGAGCUCUUCGAAAUGGUUCAACUAACAUGGAUGUGCUGGUCGCUCUGGGCACGUCUGCGUCUUACUUCUACUCUGUUGGUGCUCUUUUGUAUGGAGCAGUCACUGGGUUUUUGUCACCAACUUACUUUGAGGCAAGCGCUAUGUUGAUAACAUUUGUCUUGCUGGGUAAAUAUUUGGAAUCUCUUGCAAAGGGGAAAACCUCAGAUGCUAUGAAGAAGCUAGUACAACUUACUCCAGCAACAGCGAUACUAAUCGAAGGCAAAGGAGAAAGAGAGAUAGAUGCAUUACUGAUCCAUCCUGUUCCUGUAUCUAAAGAGGUUGAUUCACCAGUGAUCGGUGGUACCAUUAAUAUGCAUAGUGUUCUUCACAUUAAAGCUACAAAAGUGGGAUCUGAUGCAGUACUGAGCCAGAUUAUUAGUUUGGUGGAGACAGCCCAAAUGUCUAAAACUCCUAUCCAGAAAUUUGUAGACUAUGUUGCAAGUAUUUUUGUUCCGGUAGUGAUCACUUUGGCAUUGUUCACUCUAGUAGGCUUGUCAAUUGGUGGAGCUGUUGGAACUUACCCAGAUGAAUGGUAG